AUACAAAGUUCCAAAUAAGUCAAAACUUAUGACUUAAAAUACACCUUCACCAAUAUCCCAUUCCAUUCUUUUCUAAUAUCCAAAUCCAAAUAAACAAAAACCUCUUCUUUUUUUUUCUUUUCCUAUUCCCAUCUCAAAAAACUCAACACAAAAAAAAAAAAAAAACAAAAAAAUUUUAAAAAAAUAAAAUAAAAAAAUAAAUAGAGAUUUCGGAAUCGUAACCGUAGAAUGUGGAGGUAGUUACGCCUUCACCUCCACCGUGCAUGACCUUCCUCCGCCGUAACCAUGCCUUCAUCUCGUCCUUCCUCCGAUCUAAUCCUCCACCGUCUCUCUUCCUCCGAUUACGAAAUCAAGCUCAAAGCUAUCAGAGAGGUUAAGAAUCAAAUAAUCGGUAACCGCACGAAGAAACUUUCAUACAUCAAGCUCGGAGCUGUUCCCGCCGUCGCCGAUUCUCUCGCUAAAGCAAACGCCGAUUCCGAUUUCGGCUCCAAUCUUAUCGUUCAAUCUGCUGCUGUUUUAGGUAGCUUUGCUUGUGGUGUCGACCAAGGCGUUCGUGCUGUUCUUGAUGCCGGAGCUUUUCCGAAUUUGAUUAGGCUUCUCUCCGCCGUUGAUGAGAAGGUUGUGGAUGCGGCUGCACGCUCUUUAAGAAUGAUUUAUCAGUCAAAACUGGCUCCAAAGUUUGAUUUUUAUAAGGAAGAAAACAUGGAUUUUCUACUUUCACUAUUGAGAAGUGAGAAUGAAAAUCUUACUGGACUAGGUGCAGGCAUUGUUAUUCAUUCGUGUGAGACAAGUGAUGAACAAAAUAUAUUAUGUCAUGCUGGUUCUUUAGAGAAACUUAUUAGUGGUCUUGAUGGUUCUAUAAGCCAGAGAGAUGCUAGUUUAGAGUCCUUAGCUACAAUUCUUAAAAAUAAUCCAGAAGCUGUCUCUAAAUUUGUGGAGCUUCAAAAUGAAAGAGCGUUGCGGUCUGUAAUUGAAUUAACCAAGGACAAAUAUCCUCGGACAAGGUUACUGGCCUGCUUGUGCCUAAUCUGUAUAAAGAAUUCUUCAUCUUGCUAUUUGCAAGACAUAGGAAUCAAAACCAAAUUGAUAUAUAUUUUGCUUGAGCUCCUUGAUGAUUCUGGUCAAGUUGGAGAAGAGUCUUCCUUUGCUUUUUCGAGUUUAGUUGCUGGAAAGGAAGAUUUGCAGAAGUUAGCAUUUGAGGCAAAUGCUAUAGACAAGUUCUACAAUCACUUGCAAAAUUGUGCCUUACAUCCCAAACGUCUUGAAGGGAUAUUUCUAGCACUGGCAGAUCUUUGCUCAAAAUUGGAAUGCUGCAGGUCAAAGUUUAUGUCAUUGCAGGUCUUAAAUCUAUUAAUCAAUGCCUUAACACAUGAUGAAGCCAAUGUGCGCACUGCAGCUUGCAUUUGCUUAAAAAGUGUCUCACGAUCAAUCAAGAGUUUGAGUGCAGGUUAUUUCACGAAUGAAAGGAUUGUCAUUCCAUUGGUCCGGCUUCUCUCGGAUCUUUGCACUUCUGUCCAAGUUGCAGCACUUGGUGCUAUUAGCAACAUAGUGGUGGACUUCACACCAGAUAAGUCAACAAUCAUACAAUGCGGAGGCCUUAAAGAGCUUGUCCAAUUGACAAAGUCUAUGGAUUCGUCUUUAAGGUUGAAUGCUGUGUGGUCCUUGCGGAACAUGGUAUUUCUUGCGGAUAAGAUGUGUAAGGAAGCGAUUUUUAUGGAGUUGACAGUGUCUGCAGUAGCUAGUCUUAUCCGUGAUCCCGAGCCUUCUGUUCAAGAGCAAGCUUUGGCCCUUGUUCGCAAUCUUGUAGACGGAUGUAUGGAUUGUAUUGAAUUUGCUUUUGCUGAAGAUGGUAUCAUACUGGAUGCUGUUGGAAGUCAAUUGCAAAAAUCCUCAAAAAUUGAAAUUGCUAUACAGGGGAUGUAUGUGCUCAGUAAUAUUGCAAGUGGAAAUGAGUUUCAUAAAGAAGCCAUAAUGUCGCUGCUCUUUCCAGAAACAGAAAAUGGAUCUCACUCUUUCUUAAGCCAGUAUUUGCAAAGUACUGACAGCAGCCUACGCACAUCUGCUGCUUGGGUCAUAGUAAAUCUCACUGUUCCUGCAAGUCCUGGUGCAUUUGGCCGGAUUGUAAAACUGCGCAAUUUUGGCAUUGUUUCUCAAAUCAAGAGAAUGGUCAAUGACUCUUGCAUGGAUGUGAAGCUUCAAGCACGACUUGCACUUGACCAGAUUAUUUCUUUUGGUGAUAGUUAAAUCAAUCAGUCAGUUCCUCCAUUUGGAUCCCUUGGGAUGCAGUCAGCGAGAAAUCCUAAUACAGUUUAUUUUCUGCCGUUUUCACACCUUAUAAGUAAUGGGUAUUCUGCCUUCUGCUUCGCUUCCAAUUAGGUGUAUCAGAUUGCUUUUAUUUUUUUGAACCAGUCAGAGCAGUGUAAAGUUUUUCAAUUUUGUAAGCACUCCUGACCCGGUUACCAUUACCCCCCAAAGUCUAUAUUUCUUAUCACUUGCGUUAUGUAUUACUUUUUGUAAGUUGGGAGCUCAGAGUAGAUUUACAGGCUAUAGUAUUGUACCAUAUACGAGUAGUCAGUCAGUGUCAAUUUUAGAACUUAGUUUCAACUUCAUUGUGGUUCUGAUGUAAUGGCAAAUAGUGGAGUUGUACGUGUAAGCAAAGUGCCGAGGGGGUAAUGUUUGAGGGUGUUUCUGGUGUCCAUGCAUAUAUUGUAAUUUGUGUAAACUAUCUUUUGUGGUUCAUAAAUUGGUUGUUCUAUUUUUGGUAAAACAGAUUACUCAAGUUUGUUGCUCAUUUUAUGAGCCUAA
This is a messenger RNA of Trifolium pratense (red clover), 2805 nucleotides long. RefSeq names its product armadillo repeat-containing protein 8-like. Lineage: Eukaryota; Viridiplantae; Streptophyta; Magnoliopsida; Fabales; Fabaceae. Gene Ontology annotation, molecular function: protein binding. The transcript is spliced from 9 exons. Gene Ontology annotation, biological process: proteasome-mediated ubiquitin-dependent protein catabolic process. Gene Ontology annotation, cellular component: GID complex. The record is from RefSeq and is a predicted model, not a curated record. The coding region runs from base 286 to 2244 and encodes 652 amino acids.